Molecule: messenger RNA, 1614 nt
Organism: Brassica oleracea var. oleracea
Lineage: Eukaryota; Viridiplantae; Streptophyta; Magnoliopsida; Brassicales; Brassicaceae
Product: probable pectate lyase 1
Exons: 6
Coding region: 374-1489 (371 amino acids)
Molecular function (GO): pectate lyase activity
Source: RefSeq, a predicted model, not a curated record
UUUAUAACUCUCACUCCGCUCUAAUUCUUUCGGAAAACGACAAACACUCUGCUCUAAUGACGGUUCUUCCGACAUGGAUUUUAGCUACGAUGUGUCUAUUCUUCUUCGUCGGAGCAAUGGAGAACAAAACACACGACAAGAUCUCAUCUCUCUCCAACCGACAAAAUUAGCAGCAGAACCAGGAUAAUUAAUAACUUGAGCCAUUGAAUUUUGUUCUGCGAUUCAGAUCUAACGCGAUCUAGACCGUACAUUCCGCUUUUUAGCUUGCAUACACGCAUGAGUCAACGCUAUUGUAUCGGACCAAAUCGAAUGGAACAAACACGCAGUGACGAAUCCAGAUGAAGUAGCGGACGAAGUUCUCGCCUUGGCUGAAAUGAGUGUAAGAAACCAUACCGAGAGGAGGAAGCUGGGUUACUUUACUUGCGGAACAGGCAACCCCAUCGACGAUUGCUGGCGUUGCGAUCGCAACUGGCACAAGAACCGCAAACGCCUAGCGGACUGCGGAAUCGGGUUCGGAAGAAACGCGAUCGGCGGUCGCGACGGGCGUUUCUACGUGGUCACUGACCCAAGUGACCACGACGCUGUUAACCCUAGACCGGGUACAUUACGUCACGCCGUGAUCCAAGACCGACCGCUAUGGAUCGUUUUCAAACGUGAUAUGGUGAUUCAGCUAAAACAAGAGCUCAUCGUUAACAGCUUCAAAACCAUCGACGGACGUGGCGCAAACGUUCACAUCGCUAACGGCGGUUGCAUAACGAUUCAGUUUGUGACGAACGUUAUAGUCCAUGGAUUGCAUAUUCAUGACUGUAGACCGACCGGGAACGCUAUGGUGAGAAGCUCGGAGACGCAUUUUGGGUGGAGGACGAUGGCGGAUGGUGACGCGAUUUCGAUUUUUGAGUCGAGUCAUGUUUGGAUUGAUCACAACUCGUUGUCUCAUUGCGCUGAUGGGCUUGUGGAUGCAGUCAUGGGCUCGACGGCCAUUACCAUCUCUAACAACCACAUGACUCACCACAACGAGGUUAUGUUGCUCGGACAUAGUGAUUCUUAUACGAAGGAUAGAGCUAUGCAAGUUACCAUAGCUUAUAACCAUUUUGGGGUCGGACUUAUUCAAAGAAUGCCAAGGUGUCGACAUGGUUAUUUCCAUGUCGUGAACAAUGACUACACUCACUGGGAGAUGUACGCCAUCGGUGGAAGCGCAAACCCGACAAUUAACAGUCAAGGAAACCGCUACGCCGCUCCUAAAAAUCCUUUUGCUAAAGAGGUGACAAAGAGAGUGGACACACCGGCGAGUCACUGGAAAGGAUGGAACUGGAGAUCGGAAGGAGACUUGCUUCAGAACGGAGCUUACUUCACUUCUUCAGGAGCCGCUGCAUCUGGCAGCUACGCACGUGCAUCUAGCCUCGCCGCUAAAUCUUCUUCAUUGGUUGCAACCAUUACUUCUGACGCUGGAGCUCUACCUUGUCGCAGAGGUAGUCAAUGUUCCUCGUAGUUGUUUUUAACCUCCUCCCAACGUACCAUUACCCCCAAAAUUUAAAACCAUCUCCCAUUAUAUUCAGACAAAAGUGUACAUUCUCACACGUUUGUCAUGUAAAAUCAUUUUUUUGUUUGUGUGUG